Messenger RNA from Aspergillus homomorphus CBS 101889, 3513 nucleotides. RefSeq names its product cytoskeletal protein-binding protein SLA1. The record is from RefSeq and is a predicted model, not a curated record. The coding region runs from base 1 to 3513 and encodes 1170 amino acids. Gene Ontology annotation, cellular component: nucleus. Gene Ontology annotation, molecular function: identical protein binding; protein-macromolecule adaptor activity; ubiquitin binding. Gene Ontology annotation, biological process: regulation of actin filament polymerization; actin cortical patch assembly. The transcript is spliced from 5 exons. Lineage: Eukaryota; Fungi; Ascomycota; Eurotiomycetes; Eurotiales; Aspergillaceae.
AUGGGUUUCCUCGGCGUCUACACGGCAAUCUACGACUACGAACCCCAAGGGGCAGGGGAAUUAGAGCUUCGCGAAGGCGACUUGCUCUGCAUUCUAGAAAAAAAUGAGGAGGACAGUUGGUGGAAGGCUAAGAAGAAGGCCGAUCGCGACGACGAGGAUGAACCCGAGGGACUCGUUCCGAACAACUAUGUUGAGGAGGCGCAACCUAUUCACACAGCCAAGGCGCUCUACGACUAUACCCGCCAGACAGAUGAAGAGGUCUCUUUUUCCGAAGAUGCAGAUUUGAUUGUGUAUGACGUCUCCGAUCCCGACUGGACGCUUGUGGGAGUCAACUCGGACUACGGCUUCGCCCCUGCAAACUACAUUGAGAUUGUCGAGGAUGCAGGCCAUGCUGCUGCACCCUCCGCCCCAUCGCCUUUGCCGGCGGAUGAAUAUGAACCGGAGCCUGAGCCUGAACCGGCGCCCCCCACGCUCCCGCAGCGACCGGCAGUGGCCGCGGAAGAAAUGAAUGAGGCCCGCGCUCCGUCGCCAAUCAAUACCGUGCAGAACCCAGCCGCUGCAGCCAUCGCAAAUAUCAUCCACCAGCAACAUGCCUCCCCUGCCGAGUCUGAACCCUCCCGAGCCGUGCCUCCGCCACCUCAACCCGCGCGCCCGACAUAUGAGCCCGAGGAGGUUUAUCGGAAUGAGCCCUCGCCGCCGCCCCCAGCCCUCCCGCAGCGUCCCCCGUCGGAGUUCAUCUCGUCGCCUGUACACCUCGAGUCGCCCCGAGAGCCCGCCCAUCCCCGGCAUGCAUCGCUCCGAGACAACGAUGGGGAGGGUCAUGUGAAGGAGUCUCCUCCCUACAACCGGGUGGGCCACCCUACGCCGCGUUCUCCGUCGGGUUACCACAUCUACACUAUCAAUGAGAUGGUCGAGGUCAUGGGCAAGAGAAAGAAAAUGCCCACGACCCUCGGUAUCAACGUGGCAACGGGAACCAUCUUCAUUUCACCAGAAGAAGAUGGCGCAGUGCAGGAGUGGACCGCGGACAAGUUGACUCACUACUCUAUUGAGGGAAAGCAUGUUUUCGUUGAUCUUAUCCGCCCCAGCAAAAGUAUCGACUUCCACGCUGGAGCAAAGGAUACGGCUCGUGAGAUUGUAUCCGCUCUUGGGGAGAUCUCCGGUGCCUACCGUGCCGAAGGUCUUCGGGAAGUCAUUGCCGCUGGCACCAGCGGGGGUCAGAAGAAGGGUCAAAUCCUGUACGACUUCAUGGCGCAGGGCGAUGACGAGGUAACAGUGGCCGCAGGCGACGACGUCAUUGUGCUCGAUGAUAGCAAGUCGGAAGAGUGGUGGAUGGUGCGCCGCCUCAAGAACGGCAAGGAGGGCGUAGUUCCGAGUAGUUACAUCGAAAUCACAGGAACCGUCACGAGCUCGCCGCCGCCUGGAGGUGCCGAACCAGGGUUAUCCACCGUGGAGAAGAACCGCAUGGAGGAAGCACGUCUCACCAAAGAAGCGUCACGGAAGUCGAAGACCGACUCCAUGAUCGACACGCAAAGUUCAGAGCGCCAAAAACGCGACAGCAAGUCCAGCCACAAGUCAAAACCUGACCCUUCAAAAGUCAGACAAUGGACCGACCGCACGAAGACGUUCACCGUCGAGGCUCAGUUCAUUGGCUUGAUGGACGGCAAAAUUCACCUUCACAAGCAGAAUGGCAUUAAGAUCGCCGUGCCAAUCAUGAAGAUGUCGGUAGAGGACCUGGAAUACGUUGAAAAGCUGACUGGAGCCUCUCUGGACGAGGAUAAGCCGUUGUCCGAUAUCAAACGUCGUUCUCAGCGCAUUGAGCCCGACAAGUCGCGGAGCUCGUCUGAUGGCAAGCAGAACGGUGCCUCUUUCCAGCAGUCGGACUACGAUUGGUUUGACUUCUUCCUGAAGGCCGGCGUUGGUCCUCAUCAAUGUGAACGAUAUUCGCAGAACUUCAUCAAGGACUCCAUGGAUGAGGGGGUUCUCCCAGACAUCACCCCCGAAGUUCUGCGCACCCUUGGUUUGAAGGAGGGCGAUAUCUUGCGGGUCAUGCGCUACUUGGAUAACAUGUUUGGCCGGACAGGUGCCAAGUCGAAACUUCGUAACGUCAGCUUUGGAGGCGAGGAAGUAAUUGACGAGGAUGGAGCUGGUGGUCUCUUUUCCGGCCCUGGUGGCAUGCUGCGCAAUAACACUCGAAAAGGCAGACCUGCACCCAACACGCCGGCAAGUGAUGUGGUUGACCCGAAAGCCUUCGAGCAGAAGGAUGCUUCGAAGCCUGCAGAGCGCAGCGACACUCCACCCGCUUCUGCGUCUGCCCCUGAACCACCGGUGCAGAAGGGCUUCGAUGACGAUGCGUGGGAGGUCAAACAACCCAGACAGGCCCCGACCACUGCUCCUGGUGCCGCUCCGGCUACCACGUCAAGCCCUCCUCCGGCCGCUUCUUCGCCGACUGCAAACCAACCCCCGACUGCGCAGCCGCUCACUGGAGCAAUGGCAGAACUCUCCCUGCUUCAGGCUCCUCUGCAACCCACGCCCGCACCUGCUGCUGUUUCUGCCCCUCAGUCUCCGCCCGCAGCACCACCGGCUAUUCAGCCUCAACCUACGAUUCAGCCUCAGCCUACGAUCCAGCCUCAGCACACGAUCCAGCCUCAGCACACGAUCCAGCCCCAACAUACCAUUCAACCUCAGCCCACUGCUAUGCCUGCGCCUCAAAUUCAGCCGCAGGCGACAGGGGCUACACCCGGUUUCUUUGCACAGCUCGGACAGCCACAGACUGCCCAAACCUUCAGUCCUCAGGUAACUGGGUUCCAACCGGCUGCGAGACAGCGUCCACAAGCGCCACAGACUCCGCUGGGAGGCAACUCUUUGCUUCCUCCUCCGCCGCAACGACCCCUCUCAGCGCCUCAGAAUUUCUCUCAGCAGCCAAGCUCUUUCGGACCCCAGACACUGCAGCCCCAGCUGACUGGGAUCCCUCAAUCAGGCCCGCAGAUUGUCCCACCCGGUCAAAGCUUGGCCGAGCUGAACCAACAACGUUUCCAGCCAACCCUGCAGCAGCCGCAGCCGACCGGAUUCAUGCCGCAAGCCCAGUUCCAGAACGGGCUGAUGCCGCAGCCGACCGGCUUUCAACCGCAGUCUCAAUUUGGUAUCCAGCAACAGCAACAGCAGCAGACUGGCUAUCCUGGAUUGGGGCCGCAGCCGACAGGGUUCGGAGGCUUCCAGCCACAACCGCAGCAACCAAUGCAGACAGGCAUCAAUUCUGUCCUCCCCCCGCCUCUACAACCUCAACCCACUGGCAUGAAUGGCGUUGGCAGCAUGCCCUACAGUGGGCCAGCCCCACCAUUGCCGCCCAUUCCUCAACAGCCGACUGCUACACCACUGCAGCCCCAGAAGACUGGCCCCGCUCCCUCCAUCCGCUUCGGUGUCAAGCAUGAUGCCCCCAAGAAACUUGCCCCACAGCCAACAGGCCUUAGAGCCAACCUUGCGCAAGCUACACCCACCAAUCCGUUCGGAUUUUGA